AUGGCUGCCUCCACCAUCGCCACCUCCUCUAUUGGCUCCUUUACCUCCACGGCUGUCGUCGCCACCGUCCCCAUCAUCGCCACCUCCUUCGUCACCUCCGCCUUCGCCAUCCCCACCGCCUCAACUACCGCCAUCCUCUCCGUCGGAUCCGGUGGUAGUCGACUGAUCCCUCUCGCUCCUCUUCCCGCUUGUACGCGAAACGAUACUGUUGGGAGAAGAAACCCCCACUUCCUCCUUGCAAUCGGCCGUUGCAACGGCCGGUAG
Messenger RNA from Linum trigynum, 264 nucleotides. Lineage: Eukaryota; Viridiplantae; Streptophyta; Magnoliopsida; Malpighiales; Linaceae. The record is from the annotation of a GenBank genome assembly.